Moesziomyces aphidis is the source of this 2475-nucleotide messenger RNA. NCBI's taxonomy places the organism in Eukaryota, Fungi, Basidiomycota, Ustilaginomycetes, Ustilaginales, Ustilaginaceae. The record is from the annotation of a GenBank genome assembly.
AUGUCCAAGCUACUACCUCCCAACCCACACACGGUGGAGGGCAAGCCGCUCUUCAUCGCGCCCAAUGGCCCCAGGCCGGUACGCAGGGUGAUGAUCGCCAAUCGUGGCGAGAUUGCACUGCGAAUCGUGCGCACCUGUCAGCAGAUGAACGUCGAGACCGUCGUGGUCUACACCGAAGUCGACGCUUCGGCCGAGUUUGUGGCCCACGCCACUAUCGCGGUCAACGUGGGUCCCAUGGCCACCGACAACAACCCCUACCUCAACAUCAAGAAGCUCAUCGAUGUUGCGCUUGCGCACCAGUGCGACGCGCUCCAUCCUGGCUACGGCUAUCUCUCAGAAAAUGCCGAAUUCGCCGAUGCCGUAGCCGCCACAGGUCGAAUCAGGUUCCUGGGCCCGCGCGGAGACGUGAUGCGCUCCAUCGGCGAAAAGAGCCGCUCAAAGCGCCUCCUCCAGGAAAAGCUGGGUGACCAGGCCCAUCUUGUUCCCGGAUACCACGGCACCGCCGAGAUUGACCUUAAGACGGCGAGCAAGAUCGGCUACCCACUCAUGAUCAAGGCUUCGUCAGGAGGCGGUGGGCGAGGCAUGCGCAUCGUGCGCGAGCCAAGCCAGCUCGCUUCGGAGAUCGCACGUGCACGUUCGGAAGCCCAGCGCAACUUCAACUCGGACGAGCUGCUAUUCGAACGCUACAUAGAGGGCGGAAAGCACAUCGAGGUGCAGAUCUUUGGCGACAACCACGGCAACGUGUACGCCCUCGGCGAGCGUGACUGUUCCGUUCAGCGCCGACACCAGAAGAUCAUCGAGGAGUCACCUGCGGUCGACUGCGAGCAGGACCCGGAGCUGCGUAAGCGCAUCCACCAGUCGGCCAUCACCAUCGGAUCGCUUCUCUCCUAUCAGGGUGCAGGCACGGUCGAGUACAUCUUCGAUACCAAGACCAAGGAGUUCUUCUUUCUCGAAGUCAACACACGUCUGCAGGUCGAGCACCCCGUGACCGAGAUGUGCAGCGGGCUCGACCUGGUCAGCCUCGGUAUCUAUGUCGGUGGCGACGGAGAUCUCUCCAAGCUGGCGCCUGUCGCCAAUCUCACACCCUUCGGACACUCGAUCGAGUGCCGUGUCUGUGCCGAGGAGCCUGGUGCUGACUUCACGCCGCGAACGGGCGUUGUAAGGAUGCUCGAGGUCCUCUGCUUGGGUCAACCGGGAGUGCGCUUCGACACCAGCAUCCGGGUGGGCACAACAGUCUCCAUCUUUUUCGACGCCAUGCUGGGCAAGCUGAUCGUGCACGCUGCCACUAGGCCCGCUGCCAUCGAAAAGAUGCUCCAGGUACUGCAAACUUCGGUGCUGAUCGGGCUGCCCACCAACAUGACCUUUAUGAGCUCCUGUCUACGCCAUCCCAGCUUUGCCGAUGGCAGUUACAACACGUCGCUCAUCCCAAAGAACCUUGACUGGCUGCUCAACCUGCCCGUGGAGCUUGCGUCAUCCGCUCUCUCGACGGGCCCCAAGGAGACGGCCCUUCCGCUGGCGACAAUCGUACCCUCAUUUCACCUUUUCAAAGAGCUGCGCAGCAAGCUGUACCCAACUCGCAGCGGCUUGCCGGCCAGCUUCGGCCUGGUGAGCGGGUGCGACCGCAGCGUGUCCAAGACGGAAAACUUUGUCAUUUCUCUGCCUGACGGUGGGCAGGAAUGGGAUGUCAUGGUCGAAUACGAUGGCGGCAACGGCGACUAUAACCUCAAGAUCUGGACUAACCACUCGAGCCAGGCGGUGCAGAAGGCCGAGAACCGCAUCAAGGAAAAGUAUGGCGGCAGCAAGUCCAAGUCCAAGGCGUUGGCGGCGGAGCUCAAGGCGAGCCGCGCUACGGCCAAGUUCUACGGCUCGCUGCCUACGCGCGAUGGGCUUGAGGGCCGUGCCAGGGGCGAUUGGCAGCUGGGUGUGCAGCAGAGCGAGGUGCACCAAGUGCGUUCCACGCUGCUCACUUCGUCGCAGGUGCAGCUCUCGUCGCUACCCGCCACGACGGGCGCCCAUCUAGCAACGGGACGCGCGCGCUGGGCCACGGCCACUCUCUCGCUCGAGAUCGACGGCAUCACCUCGACCCACGUAUUGGCGACCGAUCAUUCGUUCCAGGACCACGAAACCAGCGCUCAGACCGCAUGGGUCUGGUCGUCCAGGCUCUGCGGUCCUAUCAAGGUGGUGCGACACGGAAUGCGCACCUACGCGCUGGCCAACCAGUCUUCGGACGAUUCCGCGGCGAGCAAGGCGGCCUACGUCACACCGAUGCCUGCCAAGAUCCUCAAGAUCUUGGUGGAAGACAACGCCGAUGUUGAGGCUGGACAAGCUUUGCUCAUUUGCGAGUCGAUGAAGAUCGAAACGACCAUUCGAGCUCAGGUUGCGGGCAGGCUUCACCUGCAUGUCCAGGACGGCGACACGGUGCCCGAGGGCAAGCUGCUCUGUCAGGUGGGAGCUGAAGAGCAGCAGCAGCAAUAA